Molecule: messenger RNA, 1544 nt
Organism: Ceraceosorus bombacis
Lineage: Eukaryota; Fungi; Basidiomycota; Exobasidiomycetes; Ceraceosorales; Ceraceosoraceae
Source: the annotation of a GenBank genome assembly
AUGUCGAGCUCCACGAAUGCUACGGCGGCGGCGCCCCUAGCGGCCGGAUCAGCGCAGAUGACAUCUCGGGACUACUACGCCGAUUCCUACGCUCACUUUGGUAUUCACGAAGAGAUGCUGAAAGAUACAGUCCGAACGGACUCGUAUCGAAAUGCGAUCAUGAACAAUCCUCAUCUCUUCAAGGGCAAGACAGUGCUGGACGUCGGAUGCGGGACGGGAAUUCUUUGCAUGUUUGCUGCCAAAGCUGGCGCGAAAAAGGUCGUGGGCGUGGAUAUGAGCGAAAUUAUUGAACAGGCCAAGGUCAUUGUGGACAAGAAUGGCUUCAGCGAUGGUGAGUUGCGCAUACAUCGUUGCGUGGUUUUGCAAUGUACCGUGCCUUUGUCGAGACCGUGUGCAUGCUCAUGCUCACCCUCAUGCUAUUCGCGCUUCCUUUCGUGCAUCGCAGUCAUCACCCUCGUCAAGGGCAAGUUGGAGGAGGUGGACUUGGGUUUGGGACCCAACGGAAAGGUGGACGUCAUCAUCUCCGAAUGGGUCAGUCUACCGCAUCUUCGAACAAGACCUGCCGAGUCGUCGCUGAUGAGAAAGCCCCACGCUGUGUCUUCCUGUCACCCAACCAGAUGGGGUACGCUUUAUUGUACGAGUCCAUGCUCGACACCGUACUGUUGGCAAGAGACAAGUACCUUGUGAGUCACAGCAUACACUUUCGAAUGUUGCAAUCGCUCAUUGCGCUCACUCACUCGGCAUCCUGAUCGCACUCCUUUCAAUUAUCCCUUUGAUGUGUUCAGGCCCCAGGCGGAAUCCUCAUGCCAGACAGCGCAACUCUCUUCCUCUCCGCCAUUGAGGACCAAGAAUACAAGGAGGAAAAAAUCGGUUUCUGGGAUGAUGUGUACGGCUUCGACUACAGUUGCAUCAAGGACAUUGCUCUCAAGGAGCCUCUAGUGGACACUGUGGAACUUAAGAGCGUUGUUUGCGACCCUGCAAAAGUGCUCCACUUGGACUUGUUGAAGUGCACAAAGGAGGACUUGGCUUUCAAGUCCAGCUUCCAGCUGACCGCUACCAGGAACGACUGUGAGUACAAGCGAACAAAUGUGCAGCAAGGAUAUUUGAAUGGCAAAUGGAGCCGCUCAAACGCGCUCUCAACAGUCCGCUGACCCGACGCUUCACUUGCUCUGCCGCAUGUAGACGUUCACGCUUUCCUCGCAUGGUUCGACAUUUCCUUUGACGCAUGUCACAAGCCAGUGCGCUUCAGCACGGGCCCUCACAGUCGGUACACGCACUGGAAGCAGACCGUCUUCUACAUUCCCGGCAUGCUCCUCGUCAGCGCGGGCGACAAGAUUCAAGGCAACUUUGCUUGCAAACCAAACGAGAAGAACAAUCGCGAUUUGGACAUUGAGAUCGAUUGGCAGCAUAGGGACGAGAGGUCUGGCAUGAAGUACAAGAUGUAAGUGCGACGUACCCGGAACCCUUGCCCACACUCGCUCCGCUGCAUGCGGCGAUGCGCCCACGUAAGACUGCUGACGACUCACACCACCACUAGGUCGUGA